Molecule: messenger RNA, 801 nt
Organism: Triticum dicoccoides
Lineage: Eukaryota; Viridiplantae; Streptophyta; Magnoliopsida; Poales; Poaceae
Product: succinate dehydrogenase subunit 3-2, mitochondrial-like
Exons: 3
Coding region: 151-540 (129 amino acids)
Biological process (GO): mitochondrial electron transport, succinate to ubiquinone; tricarboxylic acid cycle
Cellular component (GO): membrane; respiratory chain complex II (succinate dehydrogenase)
Molecular function (GO): electron transfer activity
Source: RefSeq, a predicted model, not a curated record
CCAGCCAUCUAUCGCCUCCCCAUCCCAUCGUGCAUCUUCCUUCGUCCAAGCGGUACGGAAGGGAAGCAGCCGACGUCUCCGUCGCCGUCGUCUCGUUCGUCCCCAAAUCUUCACCGAGCUUCCGCUCCCCGCAGCAACGCGGAGGAAGGAAUGGACAAGUAUCACAGCAACACCCGCUUUGCACCCCUGAGAGACGCUCCAUUUGCUCUCCGUGGUGCCUUUGGUACCUCCAACUCGUCUUUCAACAACAUGGAUGGCCUUAGACACUCCUCAAGCAUUGGGCAAGCAAGGAGCUACACAUCUUCUCCCUUAGGAGCUCUGCGACAGAAGAUUCCUCCAUCUGGAAACCGAUCCCUACAUACAAGUCGUCCCCUGUCUGCUCCUGUUGCGAACCGCCCACUGUCUCCCCAUCUUCCUCUGAAGAAGCCACAGCUGAGCGCUACGUUCUCCAUCUCACACCGUAUAUUUGGCGUCGCUCUGGGUGCUGCCAUCAUAUCCAUUCCUCUUGCUACCAGGUUCAGCGUCAUGUUUGAGGUCUGAGUGAAAUGCAGCGUGCAUCGAUGAGGGGUAACAUUGCUGUGACUGUUUCGUCGUUGGGCAGAAUGCAACUGUAGGUACAGUUGUCAUAAAGUCUUAUCAAUCUUGCAGAUUUUAUGAAUAAUAAGGGAAACUAUCCUAAACAUCAGUGUAACGAAAACAUAAUUUUGGGAUCCGAACCAGAUCUUGUGCUUUGGUUUCAGUGUUUUCGUUGCUCUUGCAAAAGGGGCAUUAGUGUUUGAUAGUUUUUGCCUGCUGAACUGA